This is a messenger RNA of Scedosporium apiospermum, 1335 nucleotides long. RefSeq lists its product as uncharacterized. The transcript is spliced from 2 exons. Gene Ontology annotation, molecular function: hydrolase activity, hydrolyzing O-glycosyl compounds. Gene Ontology annotation, biological process: cellulose catabolic process. Lineage: Eukaryota; Fungi; Ascomycota; Sordariomycetes; Microascales; Microascaceae. The record is from RefSeq and is a predicted model, not a curated record. The coding region runs from base 1 to 1335 and encodes 444 amino acids.
AUGCGCGUGGCAACCAUCCUCGCCGCCCUCUCCGCGGCCACAUUCGUCGCUGCCGCCCCCGGCCUCGCCCCUCGGCAGGACGACUCUCCCGCCGUGCCCGAGGUGCCCGAGACCCCAGAGGUUCCCGAAGUCCCUGAGACCCCCGAGAAGCCGGCGGAACCCGAGGAACCCGAGGAGCCCGAAGAGCCCAAGGAACCUGUCGAGGCCCCUCCCAAGACUCCCUCCCCCUUCGAGGGCAAGAAGCUCUUCGCCAACCCCGAGUGGUCCAAGAAGCUCGACCAGACCUACGACGCGUUCGAAGCGGCCGGCGAUGCCGAGAACGCCGCCAAGGUCCGCGUGAUUCAGAAUAUCGGCACGUUUGUCUGGGUAUCCAACGUUGCUAGUCUCAAGAACAUCGAUGCCGCGGUUGAGACGGCUCGCGAAAUCCAGAAGGAGACGGGUGAAGAGCAGAUCAUCGGCCUAGUCCUCUAUGACCUGCCCUCAAGGGAUUGCUCCGCCGGCGAAAGCAGCGGCGAGUUCCUCGUCGAAGAAGACGGCCUCGAGCGAUAUAAGGAGGAGUACAUCAAGCCGUACGCAGAGAAACUAGCAGCCGCCGACGACCUCACUUUCGCCGUCGUGCUCGAGCCAGAUUCGCUCGCCAACGCAAUCACCAACACGGAGAUUCCCCUGUGCGAGGAGGCUGUCCCCGCCUACGAGGAGGGUAUUGCCUUUGCCAUCUCGCAGCUUCAGUUUGACCAUGUGCAUUUGUACAUCGAUGCAGCGCAUGGUGGCUGGCUCGGUUGGGAUGAUAAUCUCGAGCCUGCCGCCAAGGAAUUCGCCAAGGUCGUCAAACUGGCCGGCGAAGGCGCUCGCAUCCGCGGCUUCGCCACCAACGUCUCCAACUACAACCCCUUCAACGCUACCGUCCGCGAGAAUUACACCGAAUACUCCAAUUCCUGGGACGAGAACCACUACACGCAGUCCCUUGCCCCCUUCCUCGAAGCCGAGGGUCUCCCCUCCAACUUCAUCGUCGACCAGGGCCGCGUCCAGCUUCCCGGGGCUCGAGAGGAGUGGGGGGCGUGGUGCAACAUCCCCGCUGGGUUCGGAGCUAUUCCAGGGUCGUCGACUGGGAAUAACACGCUUGUGGAUGCUCUAGUUUGGAUCAAGCCGGGUGGUGAGUCGGAUGGGCAGUGCGGGCUGGAAGGUGCGCCUAGGGCUGGGCAGUGGUUCGAUGAGUACGCUCAGUUGCUUGUCAAGAACGCACAUCCUGAUAUUGUCGUCCCCGGUGCCGACUCUGGUGAGGAGGAUGGUGAUACUGAGGGAGAUGCCGAUGAAGAGGCUGGUGGAGAUGAGUGA